GUACUAGAGGUUCCAGAGUCGUUUGGCUCAGCUGGAGAAUAUUUCAGACAGUUUGUGGUUCCAUUACUGGAAGAAACAAGAGCUGAACUUGAGUCAGCCAUGGAAGUUAUCUCGAAUGCACCCGUUGCUGAGGUGCAAGGUUUACAAGAGUGCAAACCGUAUGGAACUUGCUUGUACGAUGUCGCAGUUCGUGACUGGGGAAACUGCAAAGGUAGUAAUUCUGGCAGGGAGCCGUACAGGACGAUGCCUGGGGACAUAGUUGUUUUAGCUGAUGCCAAACCUGAGACGGUCUCGGAUUUGCAAAGGGUUGGUCGCUCCUGGUCUCUUGCAUUGGUCACAAGCAUUUCAGAUGAUGAUGAUGAUGACGUUCAAGAGUCGAAAAGUUGUACUGACAAGGAAGCUUGCAGCCUUUGUUAUAGGCAGAUUGAUACAAAUCUGAAAAUGGAUUCUGACUUGAAUGAGUCUCAAAAGGAAGCUGUGCUUGCUUGUCUGAGAAGAAUUCAGUGCAGGCAUAGGUCUGGUUUGGAACUUAUUAAGGGCCCUCCAGGGACCGGGAAAACGAAAACUGUCAGCACUUUGCUAGUCGGCCUUUUGAAAAUGAAUUGCAGGACGUUGACUUGUACACCAACCAAUGUUGCUAUAAAAGAAGUAGCUUCCAGGGUUGUCAAGCUGCUUAAAUCAGAAUCAACCGAGAAUGCUAGUGGUGGUGGUAGUUUAUUAUGCCCCUUAGGGGACAUUCUCUUACUUGGGAACAAAGAUAGACUGAAGCUGGAUCUGGAAGUCGAAGAAAUAUACUUGGACUAUCGCGUUCAAAUACUUACAGAGUGCUUCGGAUCUCGCACUGGAUGGCAGUCUUGCAUCAAUGAUAUGGCACACUUUCUAGAGCAUUGUGUUAAUCUGUUCUUUGUUCAUCACGAAAUUGAAAGUAUGCUUGCAGAAAGAAAGGAUCUUGGCGAAGAAAUCGAGACAGAAGGAAGCUCUGAUAUGGGUUCAGAGAAAAAGAAGUACGAAUCAUUUCUCGACUUUGCAAGAGAUGGGGUUCAUUCAAAGGUUUUGCCAUUACUGAAUUGCAUGAUGACUAUGUGUACCCACAUUCCUGAAACCUAUAUGGGGACAGACAUUAUUGAAAAGAUCCAAUGUGUCAAUGAGUUGCUGGAAUCCUUCAGUAAUUUGUUAUUCUGUGAUAGUCUGAUUUCCAAUGAGAUGGAGCAGCUGUUUACCUCUCCCGAUUCAAUCCAGGAUUCGUCCCAUUGCUACUCUGCUGUAACCAUUGAGGUAUGCCAUAGAAGAACUCAAUGCAUAUCUGAAUUGAAAGGUCUGCGUAGAACAUUGGAGACAGUUAAGUUUCCAAAAGCAACAAACAAGUAUGCAAUCCGAGAGUUCUGCUUAAAGUCAGCUUCUCUCAUCUUCUGCACAGCAGCUAGUUCAUAUAAGCUCUAUUCAGUGGAUAUGGAUCCAUUUGAAGUGUUGGUGAUUGAUGAAGCUGCCCAGUUGAAAGAAUGCGAAUCAACAAUACCUCUCCAGCUGCCCAGUAUUAGACAUGCCAUUCUGAUAGGAGAUGAGUGCCAAUUACCAGCCAUGGUUCAAAGCAAGGCUUGCAGUGAAGCUGGGUUCGGCAGAAGCUUGUUUGAGAGGUUAACUUCUUUAGAGCAUCCCGUGCACCUCCUGAAUAUUCAAUACAGGAUGCAUCCAGCCAUCAGUUACUUUCCCAACUCUAUCUUCUACUCUGGUAAAAUACAAGAUGGAGAGAAUGUUGAGAGCACAAGUUAUGAUAGACGCUACUUGCCGGGUCCCAUGUUUGGUCCCUAUUCAUUUAUAAAUGUAAAUGCCGGAAGGGAAGAAAUGGACGAUGUUGGUCGUAGCCGGAAAAAUAUGGCUGAGGUGGCCAUUGUACUAAAAUUGGUGCAGAAUCUGCACAAAGCUUGGAACGGGUCAGAGCAGAAGCUAACUAUUGGUGUUAUAUCUCCAUACGCUGCUCAGGUGAUUGCAGUUAAGAAGAGACUCGGUAAGAAUUAUGAAGGCAUAGAAGGCUUUUCAGUGGAAGUUAAGUCGGUAGAUGGUUUCCAAGGUGGAGAGGAAGAUAUCAUUAUCAUAUCAACUGUAAGAUCUAAUAAAAGUGGAGUGAUUGGUUUUCUCUCAAAUGCUCAAAGGACUAAUGUCGCUCUUACAAGGGCAAGACACUGCCUAUGGAUUUUGGGAUGUGGGAGAACAUUGAUGAAUAGUGAAUCGGUUUGGCAAAGUCUAGUGUAUGAUGCAAAAGCCCGCAAUUGUUUCUUCGAGGUUGGUGAAGAUAGAAGCUUGGGAAAAGUUGUGUUGGAUGUAAAGAAAGAGUAUGAUCAACUUGAAGACUUGCUCUCUGGAGACAGUCAACUUUUCAGAAAUGCCAGAUGGAAGGUUCUGUUCAGUGAUUACUUCAAAGCAUCAUUUGGAAGGCUGACCACUACCAGAGUAAAGAUGGCUGUGAUAUCCCUGUUACUGAAAAUAUCUGGUGGAUGGCGGCCUAAGAAGACCAAUGUGGAUAUCAAAUGUGAAAGGUCUUCUCACAUUGUUAAGCAAUUUAAAGUUGAAGGAUUGUACGUAAUCUGUUCAGUGGAUAUGUCGAAAGAAGCAAUGUACAUUCAAGUUCUUAAAGUUUGGGACAUAUUGCCAUUGGAAGAUGUUCGAAAGUUGGUUAACCGUCUGGAAGGAAUCUUCACAACUUAUACAGAUGAGUUCAUCAGAAAUUGCAACGAAAAAUGCUAUGAGGGGGACUUGGAAGUUCCAAAAACUUGGUCAACUGCAUUUGAGAUCAAGCGGUAUAAGACUCUCAUUGGUAAUGAGGAGAAGGAGAGCAAUUCUGGUGCACCAGAGGAUGAAUGUUAUGUAGAGAAUUCAAGAGUCAGUGAUAGCUUGUUGCUGAUGAAGUUCUACUCAUUAUCUUCCGGGGUUGUGAAGUUCUUGCUUUCUGAUAACAAGGGCAGAGAAUUGGAACUUCCCUUUGAAGUCACUGAGGAAGAGGAGGAGGUGAUCAUGUUCCCAAGAAGCAUGUUCAUACUGGGUCGGUCAGGUACUGGUAAGACCACUGUUCUGACCAUGAAGCUGUUCAAGAAGGAGCAAAUGUAUCACAUGACCGUCCAAGGUUUACAUGAAGACAACAAUGACACUGAAAGCAGCUCCAAUGAUGAUGGUCAUGUUGCUGGAGAGGCCGAAACUGUUUUGAAGCAGCUCUUUGUGACCGUUAGUGGUAAACUAUGCUAUGCUGUUAAACAUCACGUUUCCCAGCUAAAAAGCUUUGCAUGUGGUGGGAAUUAUUCUGCUGAUCAAAGUAGUCUUUCAAUGAAUAUGAUAAAUAUCGAUGACAUGGUACAGUUCAAGGACAUCCCUGACACCUUUUCAGAAAUCCUUCCAAGCUCUUACCCUCUGGUUAUCACCUUUUUCAAAUUCCUGAUGAUGGUUGACGGGACAGUUGGAAGUUCAUACUUCGAAAGGUUUCCUGGUGCAAGGCAGUUUCUGCAUGGGGACAUGUUGUCAGUCGGUCUACAAACGUUCAUCAAAACAAGAGAGGUCAACUAUGAAAGAUUUUCUUCAACCUAUUGGCCUCAUUUCCAUGCCAAGUCCACAAGCAAGUAUGACUCAUCAAGAGUCUUCACAGAGAUAAUGUCACAUAUCAAAGGAGGAGUAUGUGAAGAACGGUGGUCUUCUGAUGCUGUUAUUAGCCGAUCAGACUAUGUGCUUCUGUCAGAAAGCCGAGCAUCCAGUUUGGAUGUUCAACAAAGGGAAGUGAUAUAUGAUAUCUAUGAAGAUUAUGAGAGAAUGAAGAUGGAUAGGGGUGAUUUUGAUGUGGCUGAUCUCGUAAUGGAUAUUCAUCGCCGGCUUAAAACAUGUGCAUACAAAGGCCAGCUUAUGGAUUAUGUGUACAUCGACGAGGUCCAAGAUCUCACAAUGAGGCAGAUAGCAAUAUUCAAGCAUGUCUGUAGGAAUGUGAAUGAAGGAUUUGUGUUUUCUGGUGACACAGCACAGACUAUUGCUCGGGGAAUCGAUUUCAGAUUCGAAGACAUAAGAUGCCUUUUCUAUACUGAGUUCUUUGAUGAUGAUGCAAGAAAGGAAAAAGGUCACAGAAUAUCUAAAAUAUUUCAGCUGAGCCGGAACUUCAGAACACAUGCUGGUGUUCUUAAGUUGGCUCAGAGUGUCAUUGACCUUCUUUACCAUUUCUUCCCUUUAUCUAUUGACAAACUCAACAAGGAGACAAGCCGAAUAUUCGGCGAAGCACCUGUUUUGCUCGAAGCUGGAAGUGAUGAAAAUGCCAUCAUGACCAUAUUUGGGAACAAGGCUGGCGGGCAUUUUGUUGGCUUUGGAGCACAACAGGUUAUACUAGUCAGAGACGACCAUGUAAAGAGAGAAGUCUACAGUUAUGUGGGAAAACAAGCUCUUGUUCUAACCAUUGUUGAGUGCAAAGGAUUAGAGUUUCAGGAUGUUCUGUUGUACAACUUUUUUGGCUCAUCACCUUUGGGCAAUAAAUGGCGAGUGGUCUAUGAGUACAUGAGCUCCCAAAGCUUACUUGAUCCAAGUUUUCCUCAGUCCUCCACAAGGUUUGAUUUGUCAAAGCAUAAUAUUAUGUGUUCUGAACUGAAGCUUCUAUAUGUUGCUAUAACUCGAACGAGGCAGCGGUUAUGGAUAUGCGAGAACAUACAAGACAGUUCAAAACCGGUCUUCGACUACUGGAAAAAGAAGGGGCUUGUUCAAUUAAGAAAACUGGACGAAGAACUUGCACAAGCAAUGCAAGUAGCUAGCAGCCCUGAAGAGUGGAAGGCUCAGGGAUAUAAGUUAUUACGCGAAGGGAACUAUGAGAUGGCAACUGUAUGCUUUGAAAGAGCGGGUGAUGAACAUGGCGAAAAACUGGCCAAGGCUGCUGGACUUAGAGCUUCUGCUGAUAUCAUGCAUAGUUCAAAUCCAGAAGAAGCUUCGGUUGCCCGCAGGCAGGCUGCCAACAUUUUUGAAUCCAUAGGCAAAGCUGAGUAUGCUGCAGAAUGCUUUUACAUGUUGAAAGACUAUGAAAAAGCAGGUAAACUUUAUCUGCAAUGCGGAGAAUCGGCAAGGGUGAAGGCAGGUGAAUGUUUCUGUAAUGCUGGAUGUUACAAGCUAGCAGCACAAGUGUACUUUGAAGGAAGCCAUUUUUCCAGAUGCCUUGUUGCUUGCGCUGAAGGAAAGCUUUUCGAGGAGGGUUUGCAAUACAUUCAACAGCGCAAAUUGCUAGGAGGCACCAUGGGUACAUCCACUUCAUCAGCGAAAAGUAGAAGGGAAGUGGAGAAGAUUGAGGAGCGCAAGUUCUUGGAGAAGGCUGCGCUUCAUUAUCACCAUCUCAAAGAGAAAGUAGUCAUGAUGAGAUAUGUUGAGGAAUUCGACUCUGUGGAAUCCAUGAGAUCCUUCUUACGGUCUUUAAGCUGUCUUGAUGAGCUGCUAUCAUUGGAGGAAAGAUAUGGAAACUUUCUCGAGGCAGCUAAUAUUGCCAAGGAGAAGGGUGAUGUUGUAGUCGAGGCUAAUCUACUUGAAAAAGCCAGACAUUUUCAUGAUGCUUCGUCGCUCAUUCUGCUAUAUGUUUUAGCCAAUUCCCUUUGGUCAGCUGGAAGCAAAGGCUGGCCUUUGAAGCAGUUUGAAGAGAAGAAGUUACUUUUAGAGAAAGCAAAGUCCUUGGCCAACAAUGAUUCUGAGCAAUACUUCAACUUUGUUUCUCUACAGGCGGAGAUACUAUCAAAUGAAGAAUCUUCCUUAUCAGUGUUGGAACGAAAUUUAGCUGAUUCCUGGAGGCAGAAAAGUAUCAGUGGUCAGAUACUGUCAGCAAGAAAGAUUCUGGAUGCACAUGUAAAACUGAACUUCUCCAAGUAUGCAUGGGAAGAUAAAGUGGUGGUGGUUGAUGAAGCAAAGUUCUCAAAAGAUAAGCUUUCUCGAAAUAGUGUGUCUAUUGAGACACUUGUUCACUGUUGGACUCUCUGGAAGGACCAGAUUAAAAAUAUGCACAAGUAUCUUGAAGAAUUUGAUGCCAAAACCACUUUCGAUCUAGCAGGCUACGGUGAGUUUUGCCUCGGUUACUUUGGAGUCAGGAGGUGCUUCAAAAAUUGGAUACCAAUCUAUGUACUUGUGAACCCUGGUGCUGAAUGGGUAAGAGAAAUGGAUACAAGAUUUGUCUGGAAAAAUGGAGAGCUCACAUGCAUAGAUGUCAAGCAGUUAUUUUCCCUAGCCAGACGUUAUUGGUGCUCGCAGUUGCUGUCUAUUGGACUUUCAGUGUUGGAAAAACUUGAAGGCCUCUAUUCCAAGAGUUCAUCGUCCUCCUUAUUCCGAAAAGUUAAGCCAUUGAGUUAUAUAUAUGAAAUUGCCAACUUUCUGUUGAACUCAAAGUUCUUAAGCCCCAGAUUCUCAGACACGGAUGCUCUGGAUGGAUACAUCAAACUGUCAGCUGCAGACUACUUUGGCUGCAUUUUCCCUCUAGAUUGGACAGAGUCAGUGCUAGAGAACAUGGUAAAGUUCAGGAGAAGCGAUAUAUGCAGAAAUAUGAUAAGAGAUUUGGUUCUCAGAGAUCUAAGCUCCAAGAGUUGGUUUUCUUAUGGCCGACUGGGCAGAUUGGCUCUGACCAUCCUUGGCUCUGCGCGUGAAGCUUUUCAUGGAUUAGGUGAUGACAUAAUGAGCAACCAAUCAUCAAGCUUGAACUUGCCCUGGAAGAGUUUGAUGGAGCAUCUCCUUGGAAAUGUUAAUGCUGAAACCCCUAAUGACUUGGAGUGUGCUAAUCUUCAUGGAGCACUUGUUGACACGUACUCUUUUGACUGGAAAAGUGCAAGCGAGUACAUUUCUCCGAGCUGCUUCCUUUACCUGGUUGAACAUCAGUUGAUUCUGGUCUCGUCUUUAAAAGGUUACAUCAUCAGUAACAAAUCUUCAUUUCUAGAGUGGCUCUUUUACCAGGAUGGGCGAAAUGGCAAUCAUGCCAUCAAUUCCAUGUUGUAUUCAAGCGUUGUGGGAUUCAUCGCUCAAGUUGCUCAACAACUUCUUCACCAGAAGAAGGAAACAGUGGAGUGGAUCAAAAGAUGUCAACCUCACGGGAAUUACAACGACAACUAUCGAGCUGUUGUCCUCAGGCUGGUCGCUAUAUUAUUAUUGCUUCAUUUGAACUGCGGAUCAUUUCACAAGUUGCUUGUCGACAUGCUAUCUUGGAGGCAUGUUACUGAACAGCUCCCUCGAGGAUUCUACAAUGUGCUGUGCAAGAUAAAGAAGUGCAGGACCCUGAAUGAUACUAUAUGUGUAUCAGCUGAAGCUUUCCAGCUAAUUGGGAACCCAGUUGUGCUUGUGAAUCUUGGAAAAAAUGUUUCUUUAAAGGACUUGUGUCCCCCGGCAGUAUUUGUGGACAUGACGAGCAACAGGAGCAUUGAUGAUGUUCUAGUUGGAUUAUUUGAUCCGAAAUUAGAUAGAGAACGUAGUGAUGGCCGAAAGCAGCCUCCUGCACCUUGUGCUGCUCUUUCAGGCCUUUGGAACACGUUUGAAGAAGUCCUUGCAUCAGGAAAAAGCAGCAGCAACAAUAAUUUCCAAAUUGAUCCAUCAACCAAGGAAGAGAUAGAAAAGGCUAUUAUUUUGCUGGGUGAUAGAAUAGUUCUGGGCCUUCCUAAUGAUGAGAAGGGUAUGAAGUUGUUGAAUGAAGCAAUAAGCACCGUGGAUGAAUUGAACCAACUCCUUGCCAUUCUUGAUACCAGUGAAAGCGACAGGUCAACCGUUGCAGAGCUCAUCAAGAAGUUGCAGUUGAGAAGGCCAACAAUUGAACAAAUUAUGAAUAUCACACACUCGCAGGAAGAUGCAGAUAGGCUACUCCUUGGAGACAUUACGACGUCCGAGACCAUUACCACAAGUGUGGAAGAGGAAGAAAACAGCUCUACUUGUACUGCUGUCGAGGGCGCCAAUCCAAUUGAAGGAAGGAUUAAGGCUUCAGAAGCUGAUGACAAAAAUGCUUCUGAAAGGAAGCCUGACAGCACUAAUACUAAUGCUUCUGCAGCAGGGAAAAAAGGAAAGGGAGCCAAGAACAAGAAGGGCAGAAGGGGGAAUGGCGGAAGAAAGAACAAGAAGUAGCUUAAGAAACUGUGGUUGCUAGUAGUAGGCAACUCACUUCCAGGCAGAAUGUCGUUGUUGCCCUAUGUUAAGCUUUUGGACUUCUUUCCAAUCGUGUGAAUAUUAAGGUUGCUGUCCGAAUUUCGUCUCGCCUGGUUUAAGCUCGUAAUGUGUUUUUGAAAUGUUAAUUCAUGGUGU
Molecule: messenger RNA, 8259 nt
Organism: Linum tenue
Lineage: Eukaryota; Viridiplantae; Streptophyta; Magnoliopsida; Malpighiales; Linaceae
Source: the annotation of a GenBank genome assembly